Messenger RNA from Cololabis saira (Pacific saury), 3092 nucleotides. Its product is annotated as phospholipase A and acyltransferase 4-like. Gene Ontology annotation, molecular function: glycerophospholipid phospholipase A1 activity; A2-type glycerophospholipase activity. Gene Ontology annotation, biological process: N-acylphosphatidylethanolamine metabolic process. The record is from RefSeq and is a predicted model, not a curated record. Gene Ontology annotation, cellular component: cytoplasm. The transcript is spliced from 5 exons. Lineage: Eukaryota; Metazoa; Chordata; Actinopteri; Beloniformes; Belonidae. Bases 92 to 523 code for a protein of 143 amino acids.
UUUCAGGUCAAUCAGUCCAGCAGUUGCAGCCGUCCUGAAUCCUUCGCUUCAUCACGUCUUCUCAGCCGCUUCAAUCAGAAGAUUCUUUGACAUGGAUCAAAGGGAGGUCCAACCUGGAGACCUGAUUGAGAUCUUCCGUGAUGAUCAUAACCACUGGGCUGUUUAUGUUGGUGAUGGAAACGUCGUUCACCUCCCAGAACCACCGGGGCAAGGUGGUGAUGGUAUUGGUUUUGUUGGUGAAGCCCAAGGGUUGAGGCAGCAGCUGCAGGACGUGGUGGGAAAUGACAACUGGAGAGUCAACAAUCUCUUGGAUGGUAUACACCCACCUCGUCCAGCUGAUGAUAUUGUGAGAGAUGCCGGCUUACUGGUGUAUGAAGAAAUGGGGUUCAAUCUGGAGAAUGUCAACUGUGAACAGUUCGCCACUGAGCUGCGUUACGGCGAGCCUGAGGGUCAGCAGGAGGUUGCUGCAGCGGUAGAAGUUGCAGCAUUCGCCGCGGAUCUCCUGGGAAAUGAUAGCGAUUGAUAGGGAUGUAACUGGCAUAUCAAUCCAUGAUUCUUAUUUCAUAAAGUUUGGUCAAAUCCACAUGACCUAACUUCAGAAAUGAAGGUGCAAGUUCCUACUUAUUAGAAACAACUUAAUCAAUAAUAUUUUCUUCUUCAACUGAGGAGGAGCAUGAUUUUUAUGUCAAAGAAAUCAAAUAUUUCAUAUGAUGUAAACACAAAUAUGAUUGAGGCUGAUCAGAUGAAUCAAUAAUAAAAUUCCAUCCAUCCAUCCAUCCAUCCAUCCAUCCAUCCAUCCAUCCAUCCAUCCAUCCAUCCAUCCAUCCAUCCAUCCAUCCAUCCAUCCAUCCAUCCAUCCAUCCAUCGUCCGCCGCUUUGUCCGUUCCCGGGUCGCGGGGGCAGCAGCCUCAGCAGGGAUGCCCAGACUUCCUUCACCCCAGACACUUCCUCCAGCUCUUCCUCCAUCUCUUCCUCCAUCUCUUUCUCCAGCUCCUCCGAGGGGAGUCCGAGGCGUUCCCAGGCCAGCCGAGAGACAUAGUCUCUCCAGCGUGUCCUGGGUCUUCCCCGGGGUCUCCUCCCGGUGGGACAUGCCUGGAACUCCUCCCUAGGGAGGAGGGACAUGCCUGGAACACCUCCCUAGGGAGGCGUCCCAUACAGAUGCCCAAGCCACCUCAGCUGACUCCUCUCAAUGUGAAGGAGCAGCGGCUCGACUCUGAGCUCCUCCCGGGGUGACCGAAUUCCUCAGCCUAUCUCUAAGGGAGCGUCCAGCCACCCUGCAGAGGAAACUCACCUCUAAGGGAGGAAACUCAUCUCUAAGGGAGCGUCCAGCCACCCUGCGGAGGAAACUCAUCUCUAAGGGAGUGUCCAGCCACCCUGCGGAGGAAACUCAUCUCAGCCGCUUGUAUCCGCGAUCUUGUCCUUUCGGUCACUACCCAAAGUUCAUGCCCAUAGGUGAGGGUAGGGGCGUAGAUUGACCGGUAAAUCGAGAGCUUCGCCUUUCGACUCAGCUCCUUCUUCACCACGACGGUCCGGUACAUCGACCGCAUAACUGCGGACGCUGCACCGAUCCGCCUGUCAAUCUCCCGCUCCAUCGUUCCCUCACUCGUGAACAAGAUCCCCAGAUACUUGAACUCCUCCACCUGAGGCAGGACUUCUCCACCCACCCGGAGAAGGCACAACACCCUUUCCCGGUGGAGAACCAUGGCCUCGGUCUUGGAGGUGCUGAUUCUCAUCCCUGCCGCGUCGCACUCGGCCUCAAACCGCCCCAGCACAUGCUGAAGGUCCCGGUCCGAUGAAGCCAACAGGACGUCAUCUGCAAAAAGCAGAGAUGAAAUCCUGAGGUUCCCAAACUGGAUCCCCUCCAGCCCCUGGCUGCGCCUAGAAAUCCUGUCCAUAAAGAUUAUGAACAGGACCGGUGACAAAGGGCAGCCCUGCCGGAGUCCAACAUGCACUGGGAACAAGUCUGACUUACUGCCGGCAAUGCGAACCAGACUCCUGCUCCGAUCAUACAGAGACCGGACAGCCAAGGUCAGGAAGAAUAAUAAAAUUCAUACAAUAAAAAUCCUUUGUUUCUUUGUUUUGUUUCAUGAAAGUACUUCAACUUAGUUUUUACAGAUCUUUAGAUGUUCAUUGAUGCUGGAUUUCUUUAUCAUGAUUAUAAAUAUGUUUCCAUGUAUUUCAGUCCUGAUUAUCUGAUUCCUGAAUCUGAAAAUUCAAGAUUCAAGAUCAUUGCUGAUCACAGAGAUAGACGGAUAGACAGACACUAAACCAAUGUGUUUUAAUUUAGACCAAAUAUUGUUCUAUAAAGUAUAAACCAGGUGUUAAAUAACAGGCAGGAAUAAAGCCCCAUCCCAGCCAUCCUCCCCAUCUCUCUGCUGGACUAAAUUAUGAGCAUUAUUGAUGGCAUUGCUCCCAGCGAGGUGAAGGGGAUCCCUGCUAAAGAGAAACCUCCCUGGAGAGAUGCUGCACCGGUCAGAGCUGAAACAAGAGACAAAGAGCUGAACGCAGGUGGAAAACCAACUCAGAGGUUCAUUAUGACGUUAGAAAGAGAGACUGAACGGACCAGACUGGAAUCAGGACAAAAACGUAUUCAGGGAAAACUAUGGACAUUUUCUCUGAGUUGUUUGUCGAUGACAAACCCCAGUUUCAGUUACUGGUUCAGGUCCUAACUCCUGUUUGAAUCACGUCAGCUUCAAUCACAGCGACAUGAGUAAAUAACAUGGAGAUAAUAGUAAAAACAGGAGCAGUUCAGCAGAUAACGGACUGUGUAAGAUGUAUUUCUAUGUGGAAUCUCUCUAAGGUUUAGUGGAGAACAUUAUUUGUGAUGAGUUUUCCUGUUUUUCAUUUCGGCACAUUACUGAUGUUCCCGUCUGAAUUCUUGGGAAGAAAGUAAAACUUGGAGCAGGACUGGACAACCGUGGUCCCCGAGGUCGUCUGUCCAGAUGUUCCACAUGCUUCCUGCUUCAACAGCCAGGUCCUAAAGUGUUUGUCAUGAUGAAUAGACUGGUGCAGACUGGGGAUGGAGGCAGGACUGGGUGGGAUCAGGUCUGUGAAAGCAGUGAAACAUCUCAACUACGCAGGACGGCGGCUCA